AUUGCACUGAAAGCCUCUGCAGGGAGGGAGGGAGCAGGAGAGAGAAACUUACGAGAGCGCUCCUGGGCGUCCCUAGUCAAUUGCGCCGAGAGCGCAGCAGCUGCGAUGUGAAAUUGACCAAAGUGGUGCAAAACUCUCUCGCUCUGCCCGUCCCUCCCCCCUGCCCUGCCCCCGGGUCGCCCUCUCCCGUUCCCUUCGCCAUUGGGUGAGUUUCCAGUCGCCCCCCGUCGCAGGGCAACAUCCCCAACAUGCCUGAGCAGAUCAGCGUCUCGGAGUUCCUGGCGGUGACUUCGGAAGACCUGAGCUCCCCGGCGGCUUCUACCUUCUCCUCCAAAAUGCAGAAGUGCCGGGGGGCGGUGGCGGUGCUGGAAGAGAGCCUGGACGGUGACCAAGCAAUUCUCCAGAGGAUACGGAAAUAUGUGAAAGCCAUUCAUGUCUCCGGGCUCACGCAUGUCGAGAACGAGGAGCAGUACAGUGAAUCUCUGGAGAACUUCGGCAACAACCACCUGUCUCAGAACAAUCACGAGCUUUCCACCGGCUUCCUGAACCUGGCGGUCUUCACCAGAGAAGUGACCGCGCUCUUCAAGAACCUGGUGCAGAAUCUGAACAACAUCGUCUCCUUCCCCAUGGAGAGCCUGCUGAAGGGGCAGCUGAAAGAUGGCCGGCUGGAUUACAAGAAGCAGAUUGAGAAGGCCUGGAAGGAUUAUGAGACCAAAGUAGCAAAGAUCGAAAAGGAGAAGGAGCGAGCCCGGAUAGCGGGCGUCAUCCAGGCGGAGCCGUCGCCAGCGGAAAUCGCUGAGGAGACACAGAAGGAGCGCCGGAUGUUCCAGCUUCAGAUGUGCGAGUACCUGCUGAAAGCUAACGAGAGCCAGACGAAGCAAGGUCCAGACUUCCUGCAGAGCCUGAUCAAGUUUUUCCAUGCGCAACAUAAUUUCUUCCAAGAUGGCUGGAAGGCUGCUCAGAAUCUCUACCCUUUCAUUGAGAAGCUCGCCGCCUCUUUACAUGCACUGCACCAGGCCCAGGAGGAGGAGGUGAAGGAGCUCACUCAGAUCCGUGACUCCCUCCGAGGCAUCCUGCAGCUGGAGAACAAAGAGGAAAACCUUCUCAGGAAGAACUCUGGCAGCGGCUACAGCAUCCACCAGCACCAAGGGAACAAGCAGUACGGGACAGAGAAGUCGGGCUUUCUGUGCAAGAAAAGCGAUGGAAUCCGGAAAGUGUGGCAGAAGAGGAAGUGUGGCGUGAAGUAUGGCUGCCUCACCAUCUCGCACAGCACGAUCAACCGGCCUCCCGUGAAGCUGAACCUGCUGACCUGCCAAGUGAGACCUCACCCGGAGGAGAAGAAGUGCUUUGACCUUGUGACGCAUAACAGGACAUACCACUUCCAGGCUGAGGAUGAACAGGAGUGUGUUGUCUGGGUGUCCGUGCUCCAGAACAGCAAGGAUGAAGCCCUCAGCAACGCCUUCAAGGGUGACCCAAGCGGCUGUGCAGCCUCGGCCGGGGGGGUGACGGACGCCGGCCUGCAGGAGCUCACCAAGCUGGUCAUUGGCGAGGUGAAGGGCAUGCCAGGCAACAAGCAGUGCUGUGACUGCGGGGCCCCAGAUCCCACGUGGCUUUCCAUCAACCUGGGCAUCCUGACGUGUAUUGAGUGCUCGGGCAUUCACCGGGAGCUGGGGGUGCACUACUCCCGCAUACAGUCCCUCACCCUCGACGUUCUCAGCACCUCUGAACUGCUGCUGGCGGUCAGUAUUGGAAAUGCCCGGUUUAACGAAAUCAUGGAGGCCACACUGCCGGCACAGGGGAAUCUGAAGCCUUCGUCAAGCAGUGAUAUGAGCGCCAGGAAAGAAUAUAUCAUGGCCAAAUACAUGGAGCGCAAGUAUGUCCAGAAAACCGGCAGGGAUGAGCCACACCGGCUCUGGGAAGCCAUUCGGAACCGGGAUCUCUUUGCCUUGUUACAAGCUUUUGCAGAGGGGCAUGAUCUAGCAAAACCCCUGGCUAGCCCUGACAGCCAGGACCAGGGUGAGUUGGCUCUGCACCUGGCUGUGCGUUACGCAGACAAGUCCUCCCUCCCACUGGUGGACUUCAUCAUUCAGAAUGGGGGCAACCUGGACAAGGCGACUCAGGACGGGAACACGGCUCUGCACUACAGCGCUCAGUACAACCAGCCCAACUGCCUCAAGCUGCUGCUGAAAGGGAAAGCGGCCACAAACACAGUGAAUGCAGCAAGCGAGACGGCCCUGGACGUGGCAAGGAGGCACAAACAUGUUGAGUGUGAAGAGCUGCUUGAGCAGGCACAGGCCGGGAAGCUAAACCUGCAGGUGCACUUGGAGUACGACUGGGAGGCCUCUCAGGAAUACACCUACGACAGCGAGGAGGAGCUGGAGGAGAAGCUCAGCCCGCUGCAGCGAUCCUUCAAGUCCACGUCGUCCCCAACCACGGGCCAGCCCGCCCUCUUCCCCCAGAACCGGUGGAGCUGCACUGGCAUGGACAUCAGCAACAAGACCUACGAGACCAUCCUGGUCCCCUCGCGGCCCAUCCAGCGGCGGUCACACAGCGAGGAGAUCCCCCCGCCGCUGCCCAUCAAAAACCCGACCAGAGGGGGCUCCAGAACCAAACCGGGGCAGAGCCCAGCAGAUCGCCCAGAGCUCCCACGUCAGGCCUCUGAGCCCCAGUCCUCUGCAUCGUCAGAGGCACCUGCCUGCCGACACCUGUCCACAUCCAGCGCUCCCAGCACCUUGGACGGCUGUGCUUCCCGGCCGCUGUCCACCUCCCGAAGCCCCCCGGAAGCCAGACGCACGGUCUACUGGGAAACCCGCUCGGAGACGGAGAGCAGCAGCCAGCGGAGGACGUCGGAGACCAGUCAGACAACAGCGCAGCAGCCUGCUGCUGGGACGUCGCCGGAACAGGGGCAAAUAACCCCAGUCAAGUUCAGCUCAGAAAGCACCCGGUCUUACCGGCGGAUCAGCGGCGGCUCGGUGGGGAAAUCCUCCGGCUUGGCCAUCUCCCCGCAAAGCUCUGGCUGCCCCGAGGACCCGCCUUCCAGCAAGGCUCCGAGUUUAGUGCAGAACGCUCCCCCGGUACCCGUGCCGCGGAGGUUUGCUCCGGCCAAGGUGAGGCAGAAGAGGGUGAUGGCUCUGGUGGACUGCAAGGGGGAGAGAGCCCGGGAGCUGACCUUCUCCAAGGGCGAGGUGAUCGUGGUGACCCGGGAGGAGGAUGAGCAGAGCUGGGUUGGCUUCAUUGAAGGAGAUGGCUCCAGGACGGGCGUCUUCCCUGCCAGCUCCGUCUACCUCUUGCAAGAGUGACUGGCUGGUUUUUCCUUUCCCCUCGGAGCCGGUACGAGCUCUCGGGGAGCGUGUGGGGGGCAGGGCUGAGCGCUCACUCCCCCCCCCCCCCCACCAAGGUGUCAGGACUUUGUGCUCAAGCAACUCCACAAGGGCAUCACAGGAGCACAGGCCUGUUUUCUUGCUUCCCUUCCCACCCCUGAGUCUGGACCUUGAGGGUAAUGGACGCUAGGGCACGUACUGUAUUGAGGGUUUGAGGCAGGGGCUUGGGUGGAAUCAAGAUUCCCCCCCCCCCCCACCCCAAGUACUCCCCUCCCACCAUGUGCUGGUCUAUUUAGCCUCUUUACCCAAAUUAGUUCCUUUUCCUGGACGGAGAGGCGGCUGGGCAUCCCACCCACCCAUCGCACCAGGACCAGUGUCUGUCUCUACACCCCCGGCCAGGCCAGCUCACCCUAGCCUUGCAGCUCGCUGGAUGAACUGGACAAUGGGAUCCAUCAUCUUCGCUGCCUCAGUCAGGGGGAAGCUGAUCAACGGGGAAGACUUGAGGAUCUGGUGGAACUUGCAACCUCCUCUGCGGAGUCGGGGACGGGCUGAGGAGCUGAUAGGGACGGCGGCUCACUAGGAAAUGGACAGAGAACGGACAACCUUGCUGCACCUGCUCUGCAGGCCCCGGCUUCAGCCAUUUGUCUGCUCCGUAGCUUUUGUGGGCUUUGAGGGGUCGUCUCCCCCUCGGGGCAGGGGUGGGGUUAUGGCUGGGCCGGGAAAGGGAGUUCAGUUCAGAGCCUGGAUGCCUCUCAUCACAUUCCUGUGGGAUAAAACUGGGAGCUGGGAGCUCUAGCAUUCCAAUACCGGGUAGGGGGCAGGGGCGGGGGGAAGUUCCACUGGGCUCAAAUGUCUGUAUUGAAGGAAAGAAAGGGGUGGCAGAUCCCAAACUUUGUGUUCUUCCCACCCCCGUGAGUCAGGACGGGAGAAGGCUGCCAACCCCUUGUGGGUGACUAGCGACAGUCUCCACGUGGCCAUGCAAGGUGCACUGCUCUCCCUGUUAUUUCCUAGGGAUACCAGACUCUGCGGAGCAUGGAAUGGCAGGACAUGGCCCAUCAACUCCUGAUGUCCGGCCCCGUGCCUUAAAAAGGGGUUAGAAACGGUUCCCUUUUGCAAAUCAAGUGAAGGGGAUCGGUAGUGCAGAGGGCUCAUUCUGGAUCAGACCUGACCCACAGACCAAUUUACACCAAGGGUUAAAUUUCUGUAGCCCAAAGGUUUACACCCCCCCCCCCCCAAAAAAAAACAACAAAAAAACAACAAAACCCAAAACACCCUGUGACUUGACUGUCACCCCCUUCAGCUUUUGUCUGUUUCCUGUUUUAGGAAAUGAGGCUUUGCUGGAGUCUCAGUGAAUCUUCUGUCCUGUGGGUUUAAUCACCCCCCUGCUCCUGCUUCACAGAGACCCUCCUCCUCUUGGGAGGCCGCUCUGUUUCUGUGGCUCCAAUCUGGCUUUCCAUCCCUUUUCCCUUACAGGAAAAUACUUGAAGGAAAUAAAGGGAGCCAGAUGGAUGCCUUGUCCCUAAUAGGAGUCCAGUCCCUGGGUCUCUCCUUGGUCCCUCGCCUUUGUCUAUAGCAUGGUAGGAGGAGACAAUCUCCAGGCAGGAAUCCUGCAGCAGGAGACCGUGAUGUUCUGAGGGUACGGAGAAGGAAAAGCUAGUUUGUCUUAUGGCUUUCCCACCACCCUUUCUUCCUAACCCUGAAACUGUGAAAUAUAUAUAUUUUUUAUAAAUAGGAAAGAGGUCUGUAUUGGCCCGUCCGUGCAGUGCCAGGCUCAAAUUGGAGGUAGGCCGGCUAGAUUUGGGACCAGAUUUCAAUCAUCCAUAACGCCAGGGAGUCUUCAGCUCUGGUUUGGCCUAACCUAGAGAGAGACCGUUGAGUGCAAUGACUAGAAAGAAGGCUCUUGAUUGAGGUGGCUGGACAAGAGAUGGCUCCCUGUGGUUCUCCCGGGUUUCUUAAUAAUUUAGGUGCAGGUUUAGAUCUGAUGAGGACCCCACCGCCAAAAGUUGUGGUGGGGAAGGGAGAUGAGGUUAAUUUUGGGGCUCAGGCCUAGGCCCAUCUCCGCUAUGAAUGUACAGGUUUUUGGUUUUUUGCCUCUGACUCCUUUCCCAUGGGUCUAAUGUUUAUACAGAGACUCAUUCUAGCCUCUGUCAGGAAUACGUUUUAAAGGGGGUGGGGAGCUUGUUUGUUUGGCUUCUGCAAUGGUUUACUGGGACCAAUGCUUCUGACCUGUAUGAGCCUCCCUUGUGAUUUUUUUUUUUUUUUUUUUUUUGUCCCCUGUGAUCAAGUUGCAUUUUUUUAUAAUUGUCAGUGGGUUUGUAGUGGAAUAUUUAAUCUCAAGAUGGUCUCUUUUUUUAUUCCUCCCCCUUCCCCCCCAUUUCUAAUAAAAUUGAUUUUUUUUUUU
This is a messenger RNA of Chelonia mydas (Green sea turtle), 5721 nucleotides long. It is a transcript of the gene ASAP3, whose product is annotated as ArfGAP with SH3 domain, ankyrin repeat and PH domain 3. Gene Ontology annotation, cellular component: focal adhesion; cytoplasm. Gene Ontology annotation, biological process: positive regulation of GTPase activity; cell migration. The record is from RefSeq and is a predicted model, not a curated record. Lineage: Eukaryota; Metazoa; Chordata; Testudines; Cheloniidae. Gene Ontology annotation, molecular function: protein binding; GTPase activator activity. The transcript has 26 exons. Bases 249 to 3299 code for a protein of 1016 amino acids.